AUGCAUGGGCGGGAUUCAAGAAGGACCAAGUUGAACAUGCGAAAUAGGGGCGAAAGGUCCCCAUCAAACCUCCACGCUCCUGAUGGCGAUCACCCGUGGCUGUGCCUGAGGGUUAUCUUACCUUUCAAUAUCUUAGGUGACGAAACAAAACUUGCGUUUCCGAGUCAACCUGGGGGACUGCCGAAACUAUGGAAUACAAGGAAUAUCUCUGCGAGUGAUUCCUAUUGGCAACAAUACUAUAUCCUAUUCGACUCAGCAUCCGACGUGUUCUCUUUAAUCACCCCUCACCAAAUCCGCCGUGCUCUCCUCGAAGCUCCAGAGAAUGUAGCGACGCUCAUUAAAGUUCUCUGUCUCCGCCUCUUCGAGCUGCAAACAGACCACACCUUCCCUACACCUCCACCCACCUCUGCCUCCGCAACCGUCGCCGCCUUCACCUCCAUCAUCAAGUCCUCUUCAUCAGAUCGUAACCCCACUAAGGAGGCCUUGAACUGCAUUCGAAUCCUCCAGCGCGUUCUACCGGUCAUCUUUGACGUCCAAGGGGAGUCCAGUGCUUUCGAACGGGAGGUACUGUGGAAGAGUGAGGAAGUAGACGAUGUUCCCCCUCCGGUUAGCUCGGACCCUCAAUUUGUUAUCGAGGACGAGGAUGAAAGUGACGAUGAAAGUGAAUCAGGAGAACCAAAGGCUCUCAAGACACCUACGACCCCGCGCAAGAAACGUCUCCCGUCCCUCGGCGAGCGCUUACUGAACGCCUUGAUUGACCUGAUGUAUACUUGCAACUUGACGCUUUCCCCGCGCGUUCAGCAGGAUCAUCAUAAAGUGCAGUAUAUUAUCUGGGAACGCGGAAUAGGCUCAACGUCCGACCUCGCGUCCUCCCCGCACUACGAUUCACACAAGACCGAAGUCCUACGCCUACUCCUCGUUCUCUUCUCCCGCCAAAUCUACCUCCCACCUUCGCUCGUAUUGUCCACUCCCUCUCUAUACACUUCCCACUUUGUACAAAUCAUCCCCCGUCGAGACGUCCUCACGAUCCUCUGUUCGCUCCUCAACACCGCCAUGAAUUCGGGUAACCCCCAUGAAGGCGCAACUGGCAUUGCCAGUCUGGGCGCAAUGGCCGGGAAACUGCCGUACAACCAUUUGGUCUUUAAAGGCGAGGACCCGAGGGUGGUGUUGACUGGGAUGUGUUUGCAGGUUCUCUGUGUGCUACUGGAUUACCAGAGUGGGACUGCGAGGGAUAUGGUGUUGGGUGAAGGGAGGGAGCCUGUUCCGACCGCCAAGACGAAUGCAUUUAGAUAUUUCUUGAUGAAAUUGCAUCGGACGCAGGACUUUGAUUUCGUAUUGACGGGCAUCAAUGGCAUACUUUUGCAGGUGAUGAAUUCGAUGAACAAGUUGCUGCCUGGUGCCAGGAAACCUGUGCCCUACAUUCCGGAAACGAUCAUCCUGCUGUGGAAGUUCAUAGAGUUGAAUAAAAAAUUCCGCGACUACCUCCUUGAAUCGGACAAAUCCACGGAUUUGAUCUGUUCCCUCCUGAUCUACUGCAUAGAAAUCAAGGACAAACCUCAGCAACACGGUCUCUGCCGUGCAAUCUCAUACAUCCUCCAAACAUUGUCCGCUGAACCGGGAUGGGGAUCUAAGCUCUCUGCAAUGGUGCAUCAAAAGAGCAACAUCCCCACAAACUGGAUGGGUGUCUCGACUUUCGGCGAUUUCUUGGUUCAUGCAAUCCACGCGAUAACCUCUACGCCGCCCUCCCCACCCAACGCAGCACCAGCUAAUGCCCCUUCGCCGCUUGCCCUCUUCCCGGCGCUCAUCAUCACGCUUGCCAAUUCCGCGGUCUCGUUCAAGAAGCUUAGCUCGACGUCUUCGCAGAAGAUGUUGCAGCUGUUUAAUGCCUUUGCGAACCCGGCGUUUUUACUUGCAGAUGAAGGGCAUCCGAGGUUGCUGUUCUUCAUGCUCGAAGCUUUUAACAGCGUAAUCCUCCACCCUAACUCGCUCUCCACCAACCCGACGUUGAUCUAUGAGAUCCUCAACUCGCACAAGACCUUCAAAUCGCUUGGGACAUUUACGCUGCUAAGCGGGCUACGCGAAAUCCGACAACGCGAGAUUGCAAAGGAGGAGAUGGCGAAGCGUGCUGCCGCUGCCAACAGCAACCCUGCUUCCCGUACCUCGUUGUCGUCGGAGGGGGAUGAAAAGAGGGGUGGCAAAGGGAAAGCCAAGGCGGAGAUGAACGAGCCUGCUGAUCCUGUCGGCGAGAAAGCGAUGCUUUUGCAGAAUGAGAGCUGGAAUGCUGGUGCGAGGCUUGAAGAGGCUUCGAGUAGCCCGAGGAUUGCUUCUCCGCCUCCCCCUUCCAAUAUUCCUAGUUCGAGGUCAUCGGAGGAUAAUAUCUAUGAUCCCGCUUCGUCCCCUCUUUCGGAGAAGGCGCGUGGAAAGUUGAGGAUGAGGGAGGAGAGGAGUGUUGGUGGUGUUGAUUCUUCGCUUGAUUUGGGAAGGAUGGGCCUGGGUGUGGUGGAUGUUGAUGUGAACCAGAUGGUGCUCAGGGUUGGGAGGAAUGGGUUUGUCCCGACACAAGAUUGGGUUACUAGUUGGCAGCAAGGUCUCCCACUUGACCCAGCUCUCCUCUUGAUCUCCGAGCUGUUACCCAAGAUCCAGAACAUUCAAGCAACGCAUAAAGGAAAUGCGAAUAGUUUGAACUUUAUUUAUGAUUUUAUUGCGCAUGCUUCGUUGAGGGAGGUUCUACCGCCUCCUCCGCCCGCUGGGAGCGGAAUUCGGAGGUUUAACUUCACGGACACGGCACAAAUCUGGCUCACCUCACUUUUGUGGGGUGAGAUAUAUGUCCGAGGGAUGGCUCCUCCGUUGAGUAUCUGGAAUAACACCAAUGUGCGGUUGUUCUACGUCAAACAUUCUGCGCAGAACUCGCAUGGUGGUCUGCCAGUAAUCGGAAACAUAGGCCAGCUCAGCACUGGUGUGGAAGCUGCGAGGAAUGUAGUUGGUGGACUUUUGGGUAGGACGAGCAGGAGCGUUAGUGGCGGGCAGCAGUGA
Coprinopsis cinerea okayama7#130 is the source of this 3033-nucleotide messenger RNA. RefSeq lists its product as hypothetical. The transcript has 14 exons. Bases 1 to 3033 code for a protein of 1010 amino acids. The record is from RefSeq and is a predicted model, not a curated record. Lineage: Eukaryota; Fungi; Basidiomycota; Agaricomycetes; Agaricales; Psathyrellaceae. Gene Ontology annotation, cellular component: Golgi trans cisterna; membrane; Golgi medial cisterna.